This is a messenger RNA of Populus trichocarpa (black cottonwood), 1280 nucleotides long. RefSeq names its product LOB domain-containing protein 16. The transcript is spliced from 2 exons. NCBI's taxonomy places the organism in Eukaryota, Viridiplantae, Streptophyta, Magnoliopsida, Malpighiales, Salicaceae. Gene Ontology annotation, cellular component: nucleus. Gene Ontology annotation, biological process: hormone-mediated signaling pathway; positive regulation of DNA-templated transcription. The coding region runs from base 371 to 1012 and encodes 213 amino acids. The record is from RefSeq and is a predicted model, not a curated record.
GCUUGAAAAAGUAGGAGUAGGAAAUUUCAAAAGCAAGCUAUGAUUAAUAAAUGUUUUUUAAUUAAUAAAAUGAUCAUAAGAUGGCAAUAAAAUAGAAACCUCAUAUUUGCAUAAACCCAUUAAUAAAUGUUCCCUGAAAACCGUACAUGAUGGUCUUCAAUGUCUCCCAUUCACUCCUCUUAUAAGAGAUCCUUUAUGUCACUUAAUCCUAAAGCCCCCACCACACUUGAUCCCCUAGCCAACCUUGCCACACACAUUAGCCUCAUUUUGUUUUGCACCAUUUCCUAGUGUGCUCGUGUGCCUUCCUUUUUUUUUUAAAAAAAAAAAAAAAACUUCAAGAAGAUUCUCUCCUCUCUUUGUUUCUCCCAUCAUGGCAUCAUCAGGGACAGGCACUGGCUCCCCUUGUGGAGCAUGCAAGUUUCUCCGGAGAAAAUGUGCGUCCGAUUGUAUUUUUGCGCCUUACUUUUGCUCUGAACAAGGGCCUGCUCGAUUUGCAGCCAUUCAUAAGGUUUUUGGUGCUAGUAAUGUAUCGAAGUUGUUGUUGCAUGUCCCGGUUGCUGAACGCUGUGAGGCGGUUGUCACUAUCGCCUAUGAAGCUCAAGCAAGGAUCAGAGACCCCGUUUAUGGAUGUGUUGCCCAUAUUUUUGCCUUGCAACAACAGGUUGCAUGUUUGCAAGCACAGUUGAUGCAAGUGAAGGCUCAACUAGCACAAAAUCUAAUCGAUUCACCACGCAUUAAUGCAGAGAAUAUUCACCAUCAGUGGCAAGGAAAUAACAUAUCUGGGGUGCCAUCAUUUCCAACUCAUCCAAAUUACAUCAAUCCAAUCUCUCCACAAAGCUCACUUGAUUCAGUUGACCUCAUCAGCAACAAUAUUGAUCGUGGGAUGAUGAAUAUGCAAGAUAUACAAAGCAGAGAGGAGUUUGCAUUCCAAUCUCGUGCAAAGGUCAAAAGGCCAUGCAAUAGCGACCUGGGUGAGCUUCAAGCACUGGCGCUUAGAAUGAUGAGGAACUGAUACUGAUUCAUCAUGGAUACCAUCAUGUUUCUCUAAUUUCGGCGUUAGCUCAUCGCAUGGAAGAUCAUGUAUAUAUACUGAGACGACCCUCUAAAGAUACUUCAGUUUUGAUCAUCAUAAGCCUAGUUAACAGAGGCAUUUCCCUUCUGUUCAAUCAGAACAAUAUCACUCACAUUGUAACAGCCUGGAAAUGAAAACUCUAUUAUCUGCUACCUCCCCCUGUCAAAAGCUACUGCUAAUAUUUAAUGUAGUCAUCUUGUGUUUUAUA